This is a messenger RNA of Histoplasma capsulatum G186AR, 555 nucleotides long. RefSeq lists its product as uncharacterized. The transcript has a single exon. Gene Ontology annotation, biological process: ATP biosynthetic process; AMP biosynthetic process. Gene Ontology annotation, molecular function: bis(5'-nucleosyl)-tetraphosphatase (asymmetrical) activity. Bases 1 to 555 code for a protein of 184 amino acids. The record is from RefSeq and is a predicted model, not a curated record. Lineage: Eukaryota; Fungi; Ascomycota; Eurotiomycetes; Onygenales; Ajellomycetaceae.
AUGCCUGGCGAAUUCUUAUCUCUCCAUUUCUCUGAUGGAUUCGUCAUCGGAUGUGGAACAGUCUGCAUCGAUCUCACGAAGGAUCUUGUCCUCCUCCUCUAUUGUCGCAUAAGGCGUCAAUACCAUCUCCCCAAGGGCCGUAAAAAUGUUGGCGAGAGUCUAGAAGAUGCUGCGGUCCGUGAGACCUUCGAGGAAUCUGGUUACAAAUGCCGCAUCUUACCCCACAACCUUGUGACACUUGCUCCAGAUUACGACGCCUCACAAGCCCACAAGGAGCCCCUAGCCGUCCAGCAACGCAGGAGCUGGGGCCCGCACCGGAUUAUCUUCUGGUAUCUAGCUGAAGCCAAUUCCACGGAGACGCCAGCGGUAGGAACACAGGAGGAAUGGGAGGAUUUCGAGCCCCAUUGGCUGUCUCUCGACGAGGCCGCAGCUAAGUUGGCACGUGCCGACGAUCAGCAGGUUGUUGCAAGGGCGAUUGAAGCUGUUCUUAAUCUGAAGGACAAGAAAGGUGUGCUCGAGAAUGGCGCUGAGACGUUUCAGGCUCCAGUUUCCUGA